UCUCUCUCUCUCUCUCUAAGACCCAACUCAAUACUCACCACUUAACUUUCCUUGCACUUUAAGCCUCCUCCAUGUUCAACACGACUUCCCACAUAGACCCCAGGGAAGAAGAGGAAAAACACAGGUACCCAUCAGCCAAUACUGCACACAUCCACCCAAAAACACAAAAGAACUCGAGGAAGAAAAAAGCAUGAGUUCCGUCUGCAUAUCGAGCUGCCUCAACGAUGCGCGCGCCCUGCAGGCUCCGGUCCGGGCCACCUAUGUGAACCUCUACAAGUGGCCCGAGUCCGACGCAGAGUUCGUGAGGUCGAUGAGCUCCAAUGGGCGCGCAGGGGACAGCGCUGGCGGGAGGACCGUCGAUCACCACAUGAUCCGCACCAGGGUGGUGGACAGCAUCUCCUGCAGGCAAAUGUACCUAAGGAGCUACCCGCUUUCCAGAGAGGAGAACGCCCCCCCGGACAUCGAGACCCGGUGCUUUGGCCGUCGCCGCAGAGGCAAAGGAAGCGAAGGAGGCAAUAAGAAGAGGAAGGAACGGCGUCGUAGAAGGAGGUGCGUGGCGUUGAGGAAAGUGAAGGAAGCGUCUUGGACUGCUCUGUUCAGGAUCUUCCACGGGCUGCUCUCUUGCUCCGCCAGUGUAGACGUUGUUGACUGAAACUCUUUUGUUGUGUAGUUGUUUUUGAGCUUUUACUAUAAUAUAAAAAGCAGAGGGAGAACAUAUCUGUUUCGAGCUUUGAACGCUUUGAGUUCGUCUUUUCCCUCCGUGCCUUCCUUUUUUUGCCUCUUGUUGGGUUUAAUUUAAAGAAGUUAAUUCGCUUUC
Rhodamnia argentea is the source of this 817-nucleotide messenger RNA. RefSeq lists its product as uncharacterized. Bases 191 to 652 code for a protein of 153 amino acids. The transcript has a single exon. The record is from RefSeq and is a predicted model, not a curated record. NCBI's taxonomy places the organism in Eukaryota, Viridiplantae, Streptophyta, Magnoliopsida, Myrtales, Myrtaceae.